Messenger RNA from Suillus fuscotomentosus, 1105 nucleotides. RefSeq lists its product as uncharacterized. The transcript has 4 exons. The record is from RefSeq and is a predicted model, not a curated record. Bases 1 to 897 code for a protein of 298 amino acids. NCBI's taxonomy places the organism in Eukaryota, Fungi, Basidiomycota, Agaricomycetes, Boletales, Suillaceae.
AUGUCUAAGACCUACAUUUGCUCUGCUCAUCCUGGCUGCAACGCAACUUUUACCAGGUUCAUCGACUUCAAGAGACACGAGGCCGCAUAUUCAUUAGAUGGGUAUAUCUGCACUUGGCCCGGCUGCGACUUUGCGACAAAGAGGAAAGUCAGCUAUGAAGUCCAUUCUGCUAAGCAUACGGGCGAGCAACGCUACAUCUGUCCUCACGAUGAUUGUAACUACAAGACCCACGACCCCGCCGGCUUCACGCGCCACCGCCAGAAACAACAUGGGUAUGUUCCUCUGCGCCGCGGUCGUGGUGCCCCCUCCAUGAAAGGGUCAGGCGGGAUUCAACCGUCAUCCCAGCCCCCGGCACAGCCCCAGCCCCCGGCAAAGUCUCUUUCCCCCAAUACAUUCUCCCAAUACCAAUACCAACUCCAACUUCAAGCCACGCAACUGCAGCCCAUGCUACCGCAACCCAUGCUACCGCAGCCCAUGCUACCACAACCCCAACUGCAGCACAUGCUAUCUCAACCCAUGCUACCGCAACCCAUGCAACUGCAGCCCAUGUCGCAACCCAUGCUAUCCCAACCCAUGCAACUGCAACCCAUGCAACUGCAGUCCAUGUCACCGCAGCCCAUUCAACUGCAACCCAUUCAGUCGCAACCCAUGCCACCCCGGCCCAUGCCACCUCGGCCCAUGCAAUCUCAUCCCAUCGAACAUAAAUCCACUCAAUACCGACCCCCUCCACCUAUCUACGACUCAUCAUUGGGAGUCUUAUACGGCUCAACAGAUACCGCGGACGACUACACCAUGUAUACUCCACCUGCGAGGACCUCCAACGGGUGGACUGAGGGAUGCAUGUGUCCUGAAUUGAUGCAGAGACGCCCUUCGGAGAUGCUAGGGUAUGAAUAUUAGCCUUAUUAGUUUUCAUGAUCUUCAGACGUGAGGAAAUCAUUUGUGAUCUUUUUCUUUCCUUGUCGGUGAUGCUUUUCUUGUUUAUGUAUGGCCUCGGAUUCUGCAUCCUUAUACUUGUUUGUAUAUCUCAUUUAUCACUUCUUGGUGUCAAAGCAAUACAUUAUUUUAUCAAUGUAGCACGUUUCAAGUUGUAAUUGAAACAUUUGCC